UGCCCGGAUGUGGCCGCGCCGGAAGAGAAGCGCGUCUCAUCAGGGCCCGCCAUCUUGUGCGGCAGAGAGCAGGGCGCGGGGGGCCCGGUAGCAUCCGCGCAGGAUCCCGCCGACGGGGGCCCAUCAUGCCCGGACACCUGCAGGAGGGCUUCGGGUGCGUCGUCACCAACCGCUUCGAUCAGCUCUUCGAUGACGAGUCCGACCCCUUCGAGGUGCUGCGCGCGGCGGAGAGCCGGAGGAAGGAGAGCGGCGGCGGCGGCGGCGGGAGCCAAGCGGGCGGCGGGGCCCGAGGCCCGGCGGGCGCCCAGAGCGGCUCCUCGGGCGGAGCCGGCGGAGCAGGCCAGGCGGGCGGCGGCGCGGGCAGCGCGGCCAAGCAGCUGCGCAGGGAGUCGCAGAAGGAACGCAAGAACCCGCUGCCGCCCUUCGCCGGCGGGGACCGCCGGGAGGAUGGCGGGGGCCAGCCCGGAGCGCCGCUGCGGAAGGAGGGGAUAAGGAGGAUUGGCAGGAGGCCUGAUCAGCAGCAGCAGCAACAGCAGCAGGGCGAGGGCAAACCCAUCGACAGGAGACCCGAGCGACGACCUCCCCGCGAGCGCCGCUUCGAGAAACCCGCCGAGGACAAGGGCGAGGGAGGAGAGUUCUCUGUGGAUAAACCCAUCCUGGAGAGGCCCAUGCGUGGCCGUGGAGGGCUGGGCCGGGGCCGUGGCCGCGGGCGCGGGAUGGGCCGAGGCGACGGAUUCGACUCUCGUGGCAAACGCGAAUUCGACAGACACAGCGGCAGCGAUAGAUCUUCUGUUUCACAUUCACAUUUCAGCGGCCUAAAGCACGAGGACAAGCGCGGCGGCAGCGGAUCGCACAACUGGGGAACCGUCAAAGACGAGCUAACUGAAUUGGAUCAGUCAGCUGUAACUGAGGAAACGCCAGAGGGAGAGGAGCACCCGCCUGCUGAUUCUGAAAACAAAGAGAAUGAGGUUGAAGAAGUGAAGGAAGAAGGCCCUAAGGAAAUGACCCUGGAUGAGUGGAAAGCCAUUCAGAGCAAGGAUCGUGCAAAAGUCGAGUUCAACAUCCGCAAACCAAACGAGGGAGCUGAUGGGCAAUGGAAAAAAGGAUUUGUGCUCCACAAGUCAAAGAGUGAGGAGGCCCACGCCGAGGACUCGGUGAUGGAUCACCACUUCCGCAAGCCCGCCAACGACAUCACGUCCCAGCUGGAGAUCAACUUCGGGGACCUGGGGCGCCCCGGGCGCGGCGGCAGAGGGGGCAGGGGGGGCCGGGGCCGUGGGGGCAGGGCCAGCCGUGGGGGCAGGACUGACAAGCUGGUCAAGGAGUUUGAUGUGAUCCACACGCCCAGCCAGUCAAGUGCUUCUGCUCCUGACGUAGAUGACCCAGAGGCUUUCCCAGCUCUGUCCUAAACUGGAUGUCAUAAAGCCAACCCUGCCCUGGUGGGGCCUUCCUCUCCGAGGCUUGCAUGCUUAAGGAUCCUAAAACAACUAAGAAAUUGAAAAAAAAAAAAAAAACAAAACAAAAAAAAGAGACUGUCAUUCAUACCAUUCACACCUAAAGACUGAAUUUUAUCUGUUUUGAAAAUGAACUUCUCUCGCUACACAGAAGCAACAAUAUGGUAGUCAAGUUUUGUAUUUAGAAGUGUAAUGGUAGCAGGGAUGUUUUCAUAAUUUUUUCAGAGAUUAUGCAUUCUUCAUGGAUACUUUUUUGUAUUGCUGCUUGAAAAUAUGCGUUUCCAAACUUGAAAUAUAGGUGUGAACAGUGUGUACCA
Messenger RNA from Catharus ustulatus (Swainson's thrush), 1768 nucleotides. RefSeq names its product SERPINE1 mRNA binding protein 1 (gene SERBP1). The transcript has 9 exons. Lineage: Eukaryota; Metazoa; Chordata; Aves; Passeriformes; Turdidae. The coding region runs from base 126 to 1406 and encodes 426 amino acids. Gene Ontology annotation, molecular function: mRNA 3'-UTR binding. Gene Ontology annotation, cellular component: cytoplasm; nucleus. The record is from RefSeq and is a predicted model, not a curated record.